AUGGCUAGUUCGAGCUCCGUAGCAGGGAAGAUCCUGAAGAGAGCGAAUCCAUCGACGAUACAAGACAAGUUUCUUGUGGGGUAUCAAGGCUGGUUCACCUGUCCAGGAGAUGGAGAGCCAGUUGGCCCAGGGCAUCACGGAUGGCUACACUGGUUCAAUCAUCCAAUACCCGAUGGAGGACGACCCAACACCGAUGUGUGGCCCGACGUCUCUACCUAUUCACCCUCAGAACUCUUCCCAGCUCCCGGUCUCAAGAGGCAGACAGGCGAGCAAGUCUUCCUGUUCUCGUCGCGAAAUCCACAGACGGUGCAGCGGCACUUUCAUUGGAUGGCAGAACACAACGUGGAUGGGGCGUUUCUUCAGCGGUUUGCAGGGCAGUGUGACUUGGAGAGUGGGAACGAGGGCAUUAGGAGGAUACGCGAUGAGGUCGGAGACCGAGUUAGGGAGGCAGCGGAGAAGGAGGGCAGGGUCUUCGCCAUAAUGUACGAUGUCUCGGGCGUACCAGCAGACCGCAUACAACGCGUCCUCGAACAUGACUGGAUGCAUCUUGUCCGCACCAAACGCGUCCUCGACAGUCCUGCGUACCUGCACGAGAAAGGCCGACCAGUUAUCGCUCUCUGGGGCUUCGGGUUCUCCGACGCGGGCCACACACCCGCCCUCGUCCGGUCCGUUACCCAGUUCUUCCGGAACGCGACGCCAGGUGGGGCAUACAUCUUCGGUGGAGCACCGUCGGGCUGGCGCACGGGCGAGGGCGACGCGGACAACGCCCGUGCCGGGCGCGGCUCGGCCUCCGAGUGGCUCGACGUCUGGCUGAACGAGUUCGACGCGAUCUCACCAUGGACUAUCGGGCGGUACAAGGACGACCAGGAGGCGGACGAGUUCGCGGAGCGCAAGAUGAAGGGCGACGUCGAGGUCAUCAAGCGGCGGAACGAGGCGGCGGAGAUGGCGGCCAUGCGCACGGGCGCUAGGCCGAAGAAGGUGGACUACAUCCCGGUCGUGUUCCCCGGGGGAUCGGGAUACAAUUUGUCGGAAGGGAAAUGGGGCUUCAAUGACAUUAAGCGCCGCGGAGGCCGCUUUUUGUGGAAGCAAGUAUUCAAUGCAAAGAGGCUCGGAGUGCGGACGAUGUAUGGAGCGAUGUGGGAUGAGUACGAUGAAGGCACGGCGUUUAUGCCAAUCGUCGAGCACAAGCGCAAUCUCCCCCAAUCCGACAAAUUCCAAUUUUUGGCGCUAGAUGCAGAUGGAUUUGACGUGCCUUCGGACUGGUAUAUGCGCAUAUGUGGCUUCGCAGCUGAAGGUCUUCGGAGCGAACGGCGCGUCCACGAAACGUUCCCGGUCAAGGAGCUACAGGAUUAUUGGUCCUCUCGCCCAAGAUAUGAGGAGAGUGUUGCUACUGGAGGUUCAUCUUCAGCAGAUACCAGUGGAAGCAAGCCCGAUGAAAAUGUAUGGCAAUCGUACGAAGAAUUCUUGGAAGCGGAGAAAAAAAAUAAGCAAGACGAGGCACCACCGCCCCCGUAUACCCUCGAGGCGGAGGAGGUGAGGCCUACUCCAGCCUCCGUUGGUGCAACACCUGCCGCGGUGCAACCACAGACAUCUUCGGUGCCGCCUGCACAGGCGGCUCCGGCCACCACCAUACAACUCGCAAAUUCAGCCCCACAGCCUGCUCCGAUUUCCACUCUGAUCCACAAUCAAGUUCCAUCGACGACUGUGUCCCCUGCGCCUCAAGCUACCGGCCCCUCUGGUCCUGCAACAGCGACCGCACCUCCUCCAGUAAACACGAGCACUUAUCCUGGCUACAACUCUGGCUACAACACGCCUGGUGCACCAGGACCAUCACAACCAUACAAUGCUCCUGCUGUUGAUCAAGCCAACUUCCAACACCAACCUCAAGACCCCGUAGGCGCGCUCGCGAACGACUUAGGAAGGCAGACGAUUUCAGGGCAGGCAGGCGGCCUUGGCGGCCCGGGGUCAACCUACAUACCGUUGUCGGGCGUCUCUCCACCACCUGUGCACCCUACACACCCUGCAGCGGGUAGCUCUGCGUAUGGAAGACAGUCGCGACCUCAGUCUCAGUCGGGACUUCCUGGAGGACACUAUGCGCACGCACACUCAAGACCGCAAUCCCAACAAGGAUAUCCUCCAAUUCCUGGUGGCCCACCGCCGGGACCACCGGGACCUCCAGGACCUGCACCGCCGCCUGUACAUAGUCAAAAUCAACCUUCUCAGUGGCCUCCUGCGGAGUGGGGUGUUGGUCCACAUUCCAGCGCACCUCCGCCUGCUGGGCCUCCGCAAUCAAGCUAUACACCUCGCCCUCCGCCUCCUUCGCAUCCGCAUGUCAGCGGCGCCAAUCUCUCGCGCCCUCAGUCUUUUUCAGCUUCGUCUUACGGCGCUGGUGGUGGUGCAAAUUUAAGACCUAGUGCGAGCCUUCAUUCAACCGGGCCAGCAGCGCCGCGGCCGCCCUCUCGACCUAGUACAGCUGCGUCUAAUCUGAGCACACCUGGUGGUUCCAGCGCCUAUCCUCCUUCAGCGAUCUCUGAGCACCCACCCUCAUCUUACCCCUCGGCUUACCCGCCCCCUUCUAUGAGGCCACCUCAAGCCAGUGGUUCUUCGUAUACGCCUUCUGGACCUGCAUCUACGAUACCUCCGCCAGGAGGCCCUCCUUCUCCUAGUUUCGGCCACGGAUCGACGCCUUAUCCUCAACCUGGAGGUUCAUCGUACACGCCUUCUGUAUCUCCAGGAUUAUCUUUCCUGGCUGGGCCACCGCCAGUGUCGUCGUAUGCCCCUCCUGUCCCAGCGUCGAGCUUCCCAGGACAAAGUGGGUCUAGUUAUCCCAGCCAAACUGGUUCUAGUUACCUUGGCCAAACUGGGUCUAGCUACCCUGGUCAGCAAGGCGGGCCGUCAUUGUAUAACGCCCCUCCUGUCCCCCCUGGCGGCCCAAGUUACGCUCCAUGGUCAGGUGGACCCUCACAUAUUUCCCCACCGCAAAGCCCUCCAGGCCACGCGUUAUCAUUCCCCGGCCAGUCGACUUAUCCCCAACCUCCUCCCGCACGACCAUACGGAGAUAGCGACGUUUCAAACCCACCUCUACUAGGUGGAAUGCCUGGUGGUAGCGGUAAUUCGAGUCCUGCACCGCAGUUCCCUCAAGUGUCCGGCGGAGAUACGAGCUAUUUCGCUGCUGGUGGAGGUGGCAGCAUGGGCAGCAUGCCUGGCGGUUCUUCGAGCUCUGGGUCUUCGUACCCUGGACAGCACGGGCCGUCGUCGACGUCUGCUUUUCCUGGUCAGUACCCACAGCCCUCGCCGGCUCCUUGGGUUCCCUCUGGUCCGGGUGGUUCUUCAACGCCUCCUGCCAUCCCCCCGCGACCUCCUACACAAGGACAAGCAUCGUCGGCGUCAUCGGGCUCCUCCUCUGGGCCUGGCUUCCCGAUGGCAUCGACGGCUGCCUAUGGAUAUGCUAUGAGCGCGGUGGAUAAGGUCGCUGGAAGAAAGACGCGGCAGCAACUCGAGAGCCAGGUCGGGAGUCUUGCGAAGAAUACCACCCUUGGAACGACGAUGCAAGCACCGCAGUACGCACCGCUGCCACCCGACUACUACACCACCGCCGCCCCGCCCGUCCAGCAAAGCCCCAUCGCCGACGCGUAUCUCCCCCCAAAUGCACCGCCAAAUGUUACAAACGGCUUCUCGAGGGGAUCAUCCUUCACUUACCCACAUCAAGACUAUGGCUACCUGGUUGGCCGCGGAGAGUUAGCCUCCCGACUGUGCACUGCGAGUCUUGUGGACAAUACCUUUGACGCCACCGGGCUGGGAUUCGCCGGGAACCCUUCGUCGAGUGGCUCUUUUGGACCGCCCGAGGACAUACCGGCGUACCAGCAGGAGAGUUGGGGCUGGAAUGGGGCCCCUAGCGAGGGAAUCAUCGCGCCUGCACCAGUAUACGCCGCACCCCCGGAGCCUACUUAUUUGGGCGGAAGGGGGGAGGCCCAGCACCCAUCGACCGCGCGCUCCCCCGUCGCCCAGGUCCUGACACCCGCUGCAAUGGCUGUUCUCCUCAAUCCGCACGGUCGAUCGGAAGGGGAUCCUCAUCCUCAGCAGAGCGCGUACGAACCCGCACACGCGGGCCCCGCUAUCGUCGCGCACCCCGCAUCCGCAUCCGUCGCCCCCGCGGCGAGACCACAGGCCAUCCGCCCGGGUGUCGCCACACAGGCCCACGGAACCCUGGACUCCCAAUCGCGGGAGAAGAAACAUGCUUGCACGAUGUGCCAUAAACGAUUCGACCGGCCUAGCACCCUUAGGAAGCACCUGCUGGUACAUACCGGGGAGAAAGCUUUUGUCUGCGACACCUGUGGCCGUCGCUUUGGAGUAGCUUCCAAUCUGAACAGACACGUCAAACGGUGUAUUUUAAAACCCGUGAACACCCCUUCGCCGUCCCAUAAAUCCUCUGCGAGUGGAUCCCCAGCCUCUCUCACCGACUCCCCUGAAGUAUCCACCGCCAUGCCGCCCUCAGACGACUCGCGUCCAGGCAAGCGCCCGCGCAUGCCAAGCUCUCCGGAGGACUCGCCCACCAGCCCGUCUUCGUCGAACGGCCAGGCCGCAUCAAACUCAGCCGACCAAGCUAGGGCCCGACCAACGGGGCAGAAGCGCCGCCGUCGCGCACCUUCGCCAUCCCAGUGGGUCCCCGCGACCCUCCAGAACUUCAACCUCCUCUCCGACGACUCGUACCGCAUAACCCCUGUCCCCCUCCCGCCGGUGCGUCCCAGCCCCCCAAAAGAAGAACGCGACUCCUGGGACGAGAACGUCGGGCAGGCGCCGUACCACCCGUGCGGAUGGAAUGGGAUCCUCCCAGGUCCAGGACUUGGCCAUGGUCUUGGGCUCGGGGGCAAAGACGUGCGCAACCUGAACCUUGGCGGGCGGGGAGGUUUGAUGAUUGGACGUGUCUUGGUUUUUUGA
Molecule: messenger RNA, 4938 nt
Organism: Cyclocybe aegerita
Lineage: Eukaryota; Fungi; Basidiomycota; Agaricomycetes; Agaricales; Hemipholiotaceae
Source: the annotation of a GenBank genome assembly